UGUUGUGUUGUCUGCUUUCUUAUUUUUCUUUUCUUUCUCUUGUUCUCUUGUGAUGACGCGUAACAUGGCUAUGGUUUCCACCACCUUCUCAUCUGUUCGCUUCACUUAUUCAUAUUUAAUGGAACAUCAUCUGCUACUCCUCCAAGCCCCAAUGUUCUGCUCUUUGUUUAUUACCCUCUCCUUUGUCUCUCUUUUGGUUCUUUUCCUCUUCAUAUUCAGAAGAUUGAAGAGAACAAAAGAAGAAGUAGGAGAAGAAGAAGAAGGAGAAGUAGUAGAAGAAGCAACAACAACAGCAACAGCAACAGCAACAGAUGAGAAAUCGAUUCAAAACCCUCACUUCAUCUUCAGUCACUCUCCAUCGAGCACUACCGGUGAGGUCCAUCAGACUCAUCCGCUAAUUCUAGAGAUCCUCUCGUCUGAUCCCUCCAAAUUGGCGUCUUUCAUUACUUCUCUCCCUUCUCAUUCGUCCCUCGAUGAUAGCGGGAAACUCGGUGUUAGCCAGCUCUCUGAUGUAUUCAAGCUAGACAGCUCUGUCGUCGAGGAUUCGGUGAAAACUGGGGACCUGGGGGGGAAGAAGAAGAAGAAGAGGGCAAAGAAAAAGCGCCAGAAUUCCCCGGUCAAGGAUUGUGCCGAAGAUGGGUUUCUUCAUAGCCAAACAUCUCAUACACAGGACAAGAAUGAUUUGGAUGGUUUAUAUCCCUUCACUUCGUUGUCCAGUGUAACGCAGAAGAAGAUCAAACAACAGUAUGAUCGGCUUGUUAAGGCCCACGAUUCUCAAGCCUUAACACUGACUCAGGUUUGCCACUUUGCAAAUUGCUUGAUUGAAGCCAGGAAUGAGUUAAAGCACAAGUCUGAGAUCAAUCAACGGAAAUUUUCAAUAACAAAGGCUCUUCUAUUCAAGGCAGACAGGUCUUCGUUUGAUCGUCUUUGUCAGCAGGUUUACAAGCUAGAGGCAGAACAAAAGAGGUUAGAGGAGGAUGCAAUUGUCUAUAAUCGGCUCCAACAACAGCUAAAGCUCUCUCCAGCAUACAAGAAGAUGCUUGAAAUUGGUUCCCUCAUGGAGUUGGAGGCUGGUUCUGAUCAGCUGGUAGAAAGCACAGACACAGAAUUUGCAGACAUCUCAUUUGAGGAGUUGCUAGCACAAGAAAAGAAGGAUGCAUUUUGGCAAAAAAAUGGAAAGCUGAGGUCAUGCACUAGUUAAUGGCCAUGUGAUUCUUCCAGUUGAGCAGUAUGUACAUCUGACACUC
This is a messenger RNA of Telopea speciosissima, 1247 nucleotides long. RefSeq lists its product as uncharacterized. Lineage: Eukaryota; Viridiplantae; Streptophyta; Magnoliopsida; Proteales; Proteaceae. The transcript has 6 exons. The coding region runs from base 53 to 1201 and encodes 382 amino acids. The record is from RefSeq and is a predicted model, not a curated record.